AUGUGGCCAAGGGCGACCCCGCCCGUAUUCGUGUGCAGGCAGCACAGCAGUGCUGGUGUCACAGUGGCCACUGUGACCCGCGGGCCCAAGCCCAUAAAAAGGAGCGCUGGGCUCAGGCCGCGUGUCAGUGCGAACUGGCGAGCCUGCCUGCUAUGUCGCCGGGCAGACGCUGACCCGAACCUCUGUGGGCUCCUCCUGGAGGCACAAGGGCUCUGUGCCCAUUUGUAUUGCCUGUUGUUUGCCAACGAGCUUUUUCAGCGUCAGCCCAACAAUAAUGGACUCAUGGGAUUUCUCCCUGAGGACAUUCACCAUAUAGUGGAGCAGGCAGCACAGAAGAACUGUUUAGCAGAAACCAAUGAGAAACAGGGCUUACCCAAAACUAUUCACCACUCUGACAGAGUUAUGAAUCUUCCUUACAUGGUGUCCCAGUCUAAGGAGGAGAGUCUUCAACUGCAGAGCUGCUGCUCUGAGAACACCAACUUAAAGGGGGAAGCCAGGGGGUUCCCUAAGCUGAAUCUGAGUUGUGGUCAUUUAUGGCAGGGAUCCAGAAACUUCUCUCAACCAAAGCAUUUUUCCUUGGUCAAGGGUGCUGUCUCUCGACCAAGGGGUGUGUGCAUAACCAUAGUCAUCCAUCGGUCUAGAAGUUCCUGGUGCUUUUCGGGUGUGGUGUGGGGACAUCUGCCACACCUUCCCACCAGCUCUGGGACAACAGUCCCAGCAGCUUCGCAGAGACUCCAGCACAGGAGCCACGUCUGCCAGGCAGAGCUGCGGGGUGUGACAAGCAGCGGCCACGUCCUGGGCCCUGUCGGGAGCUGCGGGGCUGGCGGUGGCACCCUGAGGCUGCAGCUGACAGGGGCUGCUCUGCCCUUUCAGGACUGCUUCGUCUGCAGCGAGAGCGGGGCCACCAUCACCUGCCAGGAGAGAGGCUGCAACCGCAGCUUCCAUUUCCCCUGUGCCUUGGAGGGUGAAUGCGUCACCCAGUUCUUUCCUCAGUACAGGUCCUACUGCUGGGAGCACCGUCCCCAGCAGGAACUGCAGGCAGCUCCAGAGAACACCACCUGCCUCAUCUGCCUGGAGCCUGUGGAGGACACAACGUCCUACGGCACCAUGGUGUGCCCGGAGUGCCAACACGCCUGGUUCCACAGGGGCUGCAUCCAGGGACAGGCUACGGGCGCUGGCAUUUCUUGUUUCCAGUGCCCUCUCUGUCGAGAUAAGGAUCGUUUUGUCCCAGAAAUGUUCAGCCUGGGGAUCCGAGUCCCCCUCAGAAGGCCAUUGUGGGAGAACAACAAUGCAUAUGCCGACCUCGGUGACAGGCACAGCCGCUGCGAUGCCAGGGAGUGCCUUUGUCCCCAAGGCAGGGAGCACAGAGAGGAACGGGGGCCCUGGCAACUGCUCCUGUGCCGCUCCUGCGCUGCCGAGGGCACCCACAGAGGCUGCUGUGGCUUGAGGACCAGCGGGGCCCUCUGGGAGUGUGACAGCUGUGCUGGCCUGGGCACUGCCUCCAGUGCCAGCUCAGAGCUCGCUGGCCCCAGCACUGCCAGCCAGGCAGCACCAGGGCCGUCUCUUGGAUCUCCAGCACCAGAGACCGGCAGCCUCAGCACCACCAGCCAGGCAGGACCAGGCCCAUCCCACAGCUCCCUGGCACUGGAGACCAGCAGUCCCAGCACAGGCAGCCAGGAAGCAUCGGGACUCUCCUCUGGAGCCCCAGCACUGGAGACCAGCGGCCCCAGCCCGGACAGCCAGGCAGCAUCAGAGCCAACUGAUGGCUCCUUGGGACUAGACACUGGCAGCCCCAGCACAGCCAUCCAGGUGGAACUGGGGCCAUCCCACAGCUCCGUGGAACUGGAAAAUGGCAGUCCCAGCACCGCCAGCCAGCUGCCAUCAGGGUCUUCCCACGGUUCCCCAGAGCUUGAGAACGGAGGACGUUCCAGAUCCACUGGGCCCGUGCGAACACAAGGCCGCUCCCGCUUGCAACGUCAGGCACAAAAUCCAUACAGCCGGCCCAGACGUCGCCGUGGGACCAGCCGUGGGCCAUCCCCACGUGCUGAGAGCAGCACCCCCAGCCACGAGGUGCAGGGGCCAUCCGUCUCCCUGGUACCUGAGACCAGCAGCCCCGGCACCACCAGCCAAGAGGCAGCAGGGCCUUCCCCGAGGUCGGUUGAACUGGAAAAUGGCAGCCCCAGCACCACCAGCCAGCUGCCAUCAGGAUCUUGCCACGGUUCCCCAGAGCCUGAGAAUGGGGAACGUUCCAGAUCCCUUGGGCCCGUGCGAACAAGACACCGCUCCCGGUUGCAACAUCGGGCCCAAAAUCCAUACAGCCGGGCCAGAAGACACCGUGAGAGGAGCGGCUCACCAGCACCAAGUGCUGAGAGCAGCACCCACGGCCAGGUGGUUCUGGGGCCAUCACACCUGUCCGCAAUACCUGAGUCCAGCAGCCCCAGCCCUGCCAGCCUGGAGGCGCUGGGGCUGUCCCAGAGCUCCCUGGCAGAGGAAACCAGCAGCCCUAGCCCCACCAACCAGCUGCCAUUGGGGUCUGCCGGCACCUCCCCAGAGCUUGAGAGCAACGGACGCUCCAGCCCCCCGGGGCCUGUGCGAACACGAGGCCGCUCCCGCUUGCAGCGUCGGGCACAAAAUCCUUACAGCCGGCCCAGAUGUCACCGUGGGACCAGCCGUGGGCCAUCCCCGAGUGCUCAGAGCAGCACCCCCAGCCAGGAAGUGCAGAGGCCAUCUGCCUCCCUGGUACCUGAGACCAGCAGCCCCAGCACUGCUAGCCAGGAGGCAUUGGGGCCAUCCCAGAGCUCCGUGGAAGUGGAAACCAGCAGCCCCAGCACUGACAGCCAGGAGUCUUCGGGGUCUUCCAGUAGCUCCACAGAGCAGGAGAGUGGCCAACGCUCCCAGUCCCCUGGGCCUGUGCGAACACGAGGCCGCUCCCGCUUGCAGCGUCGGGCACAAAAUCCUUACAGCCGGCCCCGACGACGCCGUGGGACCAGCCGUGCACGGUCCCGGAGUGCCGACCAUGAUCCCUCUGCACCGACACUAUAA
Molecule: messenger RNA, 3042 nt
Organism: Columba livia (rock pigeon)
Lineage: Eukaryota; Metazoa; Chordata; Aves; Columbiformes; Columbidae
Product: histone-lysine N-methyltransferase 2D
Exons: 10
Coding region: 1-3042 (1013 amino acids)
Cellular component (GO): nucleus
Source: RefSeq, a predicted model, not a curated record